Molecule: messenger RNA, 573 nt
Organism: Diversispora eburnea
Lineage: Eukaryota; Fungi; Glomeromycota; Glomeromycetes; Diversisporales; Diversisporaceae
Source: the annotation of a GenBank genome assembly
AUGGGUUGUGGACCAUUCUUUAAUAAGGACAAAACAUUAAAUCGUAAAUUAGUGGUUGUAGGUGACGGUGCGUGUGGAAAAACUUCACUUCUAAAUGUAUUUACAAGAGGCCGUUUUCCACAGAAUUACGAACCAACGGUGUUCGAAAACUAUGUCCAUGAUAUAUGGAUUGAAAAUAAGCAUAUAGAAAUAUCACUUUGGGAUACUGCAGAAUUUGAUCGUUUACGAUCAUUAUCUUAUGCGGAUACACAUGUAAUCAUGUUAUGCUUUGCGGUAGAUAAUCGAGAUUCUUUAGAAAAUGUAGAAUCAAAAUGGAUGGAAGAAAUACGUGAACAUUGUGCAGGGGUCAAACUUGUUUUAGUGGCGUUAAAAUGUGAUCUAAGAGAAGACGUUCAGGUAAAGAAGAAUAUGAAACGAUAUGGAGAAAUGCCUGUAUCAUAUGAAGAGAAUGUUCAGCAAAACACAAUCGAGGUAAGUGUAAGAGAAGCAUUCGAACAGUCAGCCCUUGUAAGUCUUCGUGCCAAACGUAAAGGUUUAUCUAGCAAUUCAAGUGGGAAAUGUAUUCUUUUGUGA